UAGUCUCGAUUUGUAUUUGGUUUGUUUCGAUCAGCAAACAAAAAUUUAAAAAAUUACCCAAAAUUACAUGUGUAGCUAAAAAAAAAAAAGAAAAAUAUUGUUUUGUGAAAAUUUGCCUUUUUUUAAAAUUAAAAUUUGCGUGUGGUAAAAUAUGCAGGCCCACCAUGCGAUGCCUGAUUUUCGUUGCCGGAAUAAUUGCCAGCACAAGGAAUGCCAGAGACAUGCUCCAUUGGGUCUGAUUGAUCAACAUACGCAAUGCAAGUGCCUGGGCGAGGUGAAUGCCUCGUCUAUCUUCUUGGAGAAUGUCCUGGAUCUGGCGAAUACCUUGUCCCAGAUCAUGAUCGUUUGUGGCCUGCACGAAUGCAAGGCCAAGUCGACGGUGGAUAUUAUCACUUAUGCCUUUUUGCAUUACGAUCAGGUUUGCUAUUGCAUCGACACGACGCCAAAGAAGCGUUUAAGGAAAGAGGAUCUAUUCCAUGAAUUGGGCAAAAAGUCACUGAUGAAUAAGGUUGAGGCACAUUUGGCCUAUUCGAUUAUCAAGCGGGGCUUUAAGGCCUUCUACUAUGAACCGAAGAAGGAAUUGACUUACGAUGAUCAGGGUAGACCCUCAUAUAAUGAUGAAUGCGUCUGGGUACAUGCAGCUCGCAAGUCAGCCGAAAGUUAUGCCCGUUUCGAUGGCCUCUCCUGUUCAGAUCAAUUGGCCUACGAGGCAAAAAUAAAAAUUGCCUAUAAGAAAUUCUAUGAUCGCAUGCAAACGCGUAAACGUCAACCCGAGGGCGACGAUUGCAAUUGUUGCUUCUGUGCCAAGAAACGGGGACAUCUGGUCUAUGCCAAGGAACCAGUACCAUGCAGCACCAAGCGCAAGCCGAAACACGUCUGUCCCUAUUGCUGCAAGAAGAAGGAGAAGAAGCAAUAUAUCCAUCCUGCACGACAGUCAGCUAAAUGUCCCAAAUGCCACAAAUCAAGGAAGUUCUGCUGCUGCACCAAAUUGGACUUCAAUUUGCAGUGGGUCAAGAGCAUAUGGGAUCGUCCAGAUUUCAAUCAAUAUUACAAGAAUGAGAUUGCCGAGAUUGAAGAGCGCCUGGUCAAGGGUUCGUGCUGGCUGCCACCAGAGCCUGUUUUGGAGCAUCUCGACGCCGAGGAAGCGGAAGAGGAAGGGGACGAGGCAUACGAGUUUUCACCAGAAGCCCAAUUAGCUUUAGCCGGCAAGAAAGUGCCAGCUAUCAGUGAGGAUAUGCAACAGUCUCAGCAAGGUUCUCAAAUGGGCAGUCCUGUAAAAACUGGAGAGACAACCGCACCAGGCACAGCCGCAGGCUCACGAAUUGGUUCUAUUGCCGCCGAAGGAGAUGCCGCAUAAACCGCCAAUUUGAACUGAAACUCUGUACGCUGAGAAUUAAAGUCAGAAAAUUUGUAGAUAAACAAUCUCAAGGAUUUUCUAUAUUACUUCCAUUAAUUAACCAGAAUACGUAUAUCUAUCUUCAGAUCAAUCAACCAAUCCUUUGAAACAUGAAAUAUAUUCCUAAGUCGGUGUGCCAAAAUCAGAACGAACUGAUUGAAUGUCUACAAUGUUUUUCAAAAUUAUCAAAUUUAAUUGAAUUAGUAAAUAAAUAAAUGGCUAUCCUGUUAUUUUGCUCUAA
Messenger RNA from Drosophila willistoni, 1637 nucleotides. RefSeq lists its product as uncharacterized. The record is from RefSeq and is a predicted model, not a curated record. The transcript has a single exon. Lineage: Eukaryota; Metazoa; Arthropoda; Insecta; Diptera; Drosophilidae. Bases 152 to 1357 code for a protein of 401 amino acids.